Messenger RNA from Serpula lacrymans var. lacrymans S7.9, 909 nucleotides. RefSeq lists its product as uncharacterized. Gene Ontology annotation, molecular function: nucleic acid binding; zinc ion binding. The transcript has 3 exons. The record is from RefSeq and is a predicted model, not a curated record. Lineage: Eukaryota; Fungi; Basidiomycota; Agaricomycetes; Boletales; Serpulaceae. The coding region runs from base 1 to 909 and encodes 302 amino acids.
AUGUCAUUGCAAGACCAACCCAAUGUCAACACUCUGUUGCACAACAUGCGUGCACAGAUUUCGGCGUUAACUAGGCAACUCGCCGAGCUACAGGCAAACCCCAUUGCAGCAGCCCCCUCGGUUGAAAAGAAAUCUAGCAAGAAAGUUGAAGUCGUUGCUGACCCCGGCGCCUUUGAAGGAGACAGAGCGCAAUUUGCCAAAUGGUGGAUCAAACUCCAAAUUUGGGGACUUGUGGUGGGUCGAUACGCCCAAGUAAGACUCCAGGAGUGCUACACCGCGGGUGUGUGGCCUACCUGGGACAAUCCCAAGGUUAAGAUUGAAAAAUAUAUCAAACCACAGGCUGAGCAUGACUGGGCUUGCCAACAAAUCUGUUCCUUCAAACAACGAAACAUGAGGACAGAUGAUUACAUUACCCGGUUCCUGGCCCUCUCCAUCCAAGGAGGGCUUGGCAAUGAACAUGCAGUAGAACUGCUGGAGUGCAAUGUGAACCCCCACAUUGCAGAACAGAUCUACUUGCAGGAUACAAGAAGCGACAACCUGGCCCUGGCGGCUGAGGAAAGGAGCCCUGGGUCAUCAAACCAAAAGAAAAAUCACUCUCACGGGUUCCAACCAUUUGGGUUGCAACUAGGGCGGGGAGCCCCAAUGGAUAUUGGCACGGUCCAGGGCGGACAGACCCGCAGAUUCACCUGCGACAACUGUGGGCAGGAGGGGCACAUGGCCCAACAGUGUCCAAAUAGAGUGCAGGCCCCCCAACAAAAAAAUAACCAAGGGCGCCAGCCGCGCCAAUUAGAAGCUGAAAAGCCAGACAAUCAGCUCAAUACUCUGGCCGGUUGUUCAUAUGAUGAAAUCUGGGCCUUCUUUUACGACCAGCAGGUUGCUGAGAUGAAGGCUCAGGGAAAAGAGUUUUGA